AUGUGUGUUUAAAUAUUAAAUUAUUAUCGUUAAACAUAAAUAUUACUAAAAAUAAAUAGAGUUUUUACUUACUUUUUACCAUAAAUAGACAAUUUUAGUAUUACUUUAGAUUUUUUGAUGAGUUUUAUUCUUAAAAUAAUAAAUAAGUAAAUAUUUUGUUCAAAAAUAAAGUAAAAAAAUCUUUAGAUUAAUAAUUAUUGUUUGCUUUCUAGCAUAUCAAUUAAUUUAAUUCAAAAAUUUAGUUUAUUAUAUAUAUUAAGUUGUUUGAUAUAAUAUUAUAAAUUAAUUUUAAUGAAUAAAUUAUCAAAAUUUUUGUAUACUUAAUAUUUAUUGUUGAUGCAAAUUAAUAUUCUAAUUCAAAAAUUAUUAAAAUUAUAUUAUUUUCUACUGAUAGAAUAUUUUAAAUCAAUUUGUAUUGAUAUUUUCAAAUUACAAUUGGCUCUUUGGAUUUUCAUUUUGCUGAACCCCUACUUAUUGUUCUUCAUAAAAAGAAAAAUCUUAUAAAAUUUUUUUAUUAUUAUUGCUAUAUCCUGCACCGUCUGCAUAAUAAUUUAAAGGAGAUAAAUUAAUAUUUUAAUUAGAAUUAAAGCUUUCAUUUGA
Messenger RNA from Tetrahymena thermophila SB210, 600 nucleotides. RefSeq names its product transmembrane protein, putative. The record is from RefSeq and is a predicted model, not a curated record. The transcript has a single exon. Lineage: Eukaryota; Ciliophora; Oligohymenophorea; Hymenostomatida; Tetrahymenidae.